This is a messenger RNA of Penicillium taxi, 1080 nucleotides long. RefSeq names its product tRNA maturation protein LHP1. The record is from RefSeq and is a predicted model, not a curated record. Gene Ontology annotation, molecular function: mRNA binding. Lineage: Eukaryota; Fungi; Ascomycota; Eurotiomycetes; Eurotiales; Aspergillaceae. Gene Ontology annotation, biological process: RNA processing. Gene Ontology annotation, cellular component: nucleus. Bases 1 to 1080 code for a protein of 359 amino acids. The transcript has 2 exons.
AUGGCUGAAGAACAGCCCACCAACGUGAUUGCGGAAGCCACCGAGAGUGUUCAGGCUGUCGAUGCUGAGCUCAAGGAGACUGAUAAUGUUGUGAAUGAGACUGCCAAUACAGAAGACACCGAGGAAGCCCGCAUCGUUGCCGAGGCUUCUAAGCUCGCUCAGAAGUCUGAAUCGGCCGACAAGGCCAACGUUACCAAGUCCGACGAGACUGAAUUGGAGAAGAGUUCAGACCAUGACGAGAUUCGUAAGCAGGUUGAAUUCUACUUUUCCGACUCUAACCUUCCUAUCGACAAAUUUAUGAUGUCGCAAGUCGGAGGAACCGACAACAAAGCCGUGCCGCUUACCACUAUCAUGUCGUUCAUGCGGAUGCGCCGAUUCGGGCCAGUCAGUGCCAUUGUCGAGGCACUGAAGACAUCCGAGACUCUCGAUCUCGUUGAUGACGACAAAGCUGUUAAGCGCAAGGUGGCUCUUUCUAAGCCGCUACACCAGAAUAAUGGCGUGAAGGUCUGGGAAGACAAGUCUAUGCCUCGCAGUAUUUACGUCAAGGGCUUCGGUGAAGAGGGUCCCACGACCCAAGUGGAUAUUGAGAAGUUUUUUGCACCCUACGGUCCUAUUCAGUCUGUCCGCCUUCGCCGCAUUGCCGCCAACAAGUCUUUCAAGGGCAGUGUUUUCGUUGAGUUCGACUCCGAAGAAAAGCAAGCCGAAUUCCUAGCUCUGGAGAAGAAGCCACAAUGGAAGGAGGGUGAAGACCUCCUUAUCAAAACCAAGAAGGAAUACUGUGACGAAAAAAUUGCCGAUAUCGAGGCUGGUAGGAUGGAGCCGGCUAAGUCCACUUUCGGCGGUCGUGGAGGCCGUGGAGGUCGUGGAGGUCGCGGAGGUCGCGGAGGUCGUGGAGGCCGUGGUCGCGGCGGUCGUGGUGGUCGCGGUCGUGAUCGCGAAGAUCGUGGUGACUGGCGCGAGAGCCGCGAUCGCCAGAAGAGAGAUGAGCGCGGUGUCCCCGUCUUGAAAACCCACAACAAGCGUGAACGGGAAGACGAUAGCAGCGACCGCCCCAGCAAGAAGGUUGAGACUGCGGAGUAA